UAGGAAAGGAGGGGGAAAGCUCAAAGAUCACUGCCCCGAAAAUUGGCGGCACAAUUCUUUGGGGGAUCCGCUCCACGUUUUCGAAAUUUGAAAGCCGCGGCCGAAAUUGGCGGCACAAGUUGUUGGAUUCAAGUUCAACAAACCCUCCUUCCAUUCCCCUCCUCUCGGCGGUCUUGUUCAUUCCUUCUUCUGGCAACAAAAAUAGACCUAACCGGAGAGAACACCAAGAAAGAGGAAAGAAAUGGGCGAGGUGAAUUCGUACGAGGAGCUGCGCAGGAAGCAGGUGGAGGAGAACAAGCGGAAGCUGGAAGAGUUCGGCCUGCACCAUCUCUCCGCCGCCGUCCGCGAGGCCAGCGCCAAGCCCAAGCCGCUGAAGCGGAAGGCCCCGCCGCGAGACAUCGCCGAUCUCGGCCCGCCCCGGCGUUCCGGCCGUAUCGCCACCCUCCCGGAGCAGCCCGACUAUCGCGACAAUGUAACGCUCGGCACCGUCAAGUCGCAGAAGCAAAAGGAAGUAAAACCUGAUCAUGCGUACGCCAUUUCCAAGGCUGAAGAGCUACAAGAUGAGCUAGGCUCCGAUCACCCUACCUUUGUCAAGCCCAUGACCCAGUCUCUCAGCCCGCUGUACAUCCCAGUGCAGUUCAGCAUGGAGCAUCUCCCGGACCGUGACACGAGACUUGCUUUGGUGGACGAGGAGGAGGAGGAGUUUCGCAUCCUCUACCGUCCACACAGUAGCAGCUUCAAUGCAGGGUGGAGAGAUUUCGCCGAGGACCAUGAGCUCGUUGAUGGCGAUUGUUUGGUGUUUCAGUUGGUCAAGAAGAAAUUGUUCAAGGUCUACAUAUUCAGGGCAAGUUCCUACUAUGAUAGUGAUAAUAGUGAUGAUAGUGACAAUUAAUGAAGCGACUGUCAGGUGGGAUGGUGAUUCAGAUCUACCCUGAAUUGGAUCCCCAGCAAGCUGGCAGGUGGAUAAUGUUCUAAAUAUUAGCUUCGCAGUCUCCUAGUUUAUGACUUCUCCUGAACUACCGUUCAGAAAUCUGCACUACCGUCAAGGAGUUAGUUAUGUAUGUAUGGCAAAUGCUGGCAUUCAGUAAACUUGCAUUUAACUGCAAGUCAGUCCUAUAGCAACUGCUGACGUUUUGUAAAUUUGGUUACGAAGCAGCAAGUGUGCAGCCUGGCAUGAGAUGCCUACGAUGAUA
Lolium perenne is the source of this 1193-nucleotide messenger RNA. Its product is annotated as B3 domain-containing protein Os06g0194400. Gene Ontology annotation, molecular function: DNA binding. The record is from RefSeq and is a predicted model, not a curated record. NCBI's taxonomy places the organism in Eukaryota, Viridiplantae, Streptophyta, Magnoliopsida, Poales, Poaceae.